AGAAAGUUCUACAAAAGAAAAACAGAGAAGGAAGAAGAAGGAUGGAAGAUCAGGUGGCAAAGGAAGCUGUGAAGUCUAGAGUGGUGAAGGUGGAGUCACAAGAAUCAUGGGGUUUGCUCGUUAGCCAAGCUAACUCCCAGCGCUGCCCUAUGGUGGUACAUUUCACUGCAGCCUGGUGCAUGCCGUCGGUGGUCAUGAAGCCACUAUUGGAAGAGCUGGCGUUGGUCCAUCAGAAUAUAUUGUUUCUCUCUGUAGAUGUGGAUGAAGUCAAGAAGGUGGCAUCGAAGAUGGAGAUAAAGGCUAUGCCCACCCUGUUGCUAUUGAGGGAAGGAGCCCAAGUAGAUAAGGUUGUUGGGGCCAACCCUGAGGAGAUUAAGAAAAGGAUUGAUAACUUUGUCCACUCAUUCCGUGCCUUAAUAAACUGAGAUGAAGUUUUCAAAACAUUGAUGGUGUGGGAUAUGUAUGUAGAUGUGAUUAUGCUGAUGAUUUAAUUUUGUGAGAGGAUGUCAGUUUGAUGUGUGGAUAUGUUAAUAAAUUUUGUUUAUUUGUUUCUUGUACUCUUGUUCUCAUGUAAAAUAUUACAUGUAAACAUUUCACUUUAAAAAAAAUUUCCAUUGUUUCUUUGUA
Molecule: messenger RNA, 627 nt
Organism: Macadamia integrifolia
Lineage: Eukaryota; Viridiplantae; Streptophyta; Magnoliopsida; Proteales; Proteaceae
Product: thioredoxin-like protein CXXS1
Exons: 3
Coding region: 42-425 (127 amino acids)
Source: RefSeq, a predicted model, not a curated record